CCCCCGCACCGCCUCCUCCUCCGCGCGCAGCCCCGCGCCUCCCACCGUCGCCGUUGCGCCCAUCGCAGCCCGCACCUCCCUGUAGCCUGCCCCGAUGUGCUGAGCCCGCGCGGCCCCAAACCCGGCGCCUUCCGCCAUCUCUCCGCGCCGGCCGUUGGAGCCGCCCGCCUCGCAUCCAGGGUAGCCGGCGGGAGGAGGAGAAGUCAGCCUGCCGCCAUGGACAGCCCCGGCGGCGUCACCGACAAGAAGAGGAUUAGCUCGGAACGCAGAAAAGAGAAGUCAAGAGAUGCAGCCCGGUGCCGAAGGAGCAAGGAAUCGGAAGUAUUCUAUGAGCUUGCCCAUCAGCUUCCCUUGCCCCACACUGUGAGUGCACAUCUGGACAAGGCAUCCAUUAUGAGACUGACCAUCAGCUACUUGCGCAUGAGAAAGCUGCUAGAUGCUGGUGAGCUGGAGACAGAAGCCAAAAUGGAGAAGGAACUGAACUGUUUCUACUUGAAAGCUCUUGAUGGAUUUGUCAUGGUUCUGUCUGAAGAUGGGGACAUGAUUUACAUGUCUGAAAACGUGAACAAGUGUAUGGGACUCACUCAGUUUGAGUUGACAGGGCACAGUGUCUUUGAUUUCACUCAUCCAUGUGACCAUGAAGAGCUGAGAGAAAUGCUUACACACAGAAAUGGUCCUGUGAAAAAGGGCAAAGAGCAAAAUACAGAGCGCAGCUUUUUUCUCAGAAUGAAGUGUACACUGACUAGCAGGGGAAGAACAGUGAAUAUCAAGUCUGCUACAUGGAAGGUACUCCACUGCACUGGACACAUACGUGUAUAUGACACAUGUGGUAAUCAAACUCACUGUGGCUACAAAAAGCCUCCCAUGACGUGUCUGGUGUUGAUCUGUGAACCUAUUCCUCAUCCAUCAAACAUUGAGGUCCCCUUGGACAGUAAAACGUUCCUCAGUCGUCACAGUCUUGAUAUGAAAUUUUCAUAUUGUGAUGAAAGAAUAACAGAGUUGAUGGGAUAUGAGCCAGAGGAACUCCUGGGUCGCUCAAUCUAUGAGUACUAUCAUGCGCUGGAUUCUGAUCAUCUGACCAAAACACACCACGACAUGUUCACCAAAGGGCAGGUGACAACAGGACAGUACAGAAUGCUUGCUAAACAAGGUGGCUAUGUCUGGGUUGAAACUCAAGCAACUGUUAUAUACAACACUAAGAAUUCUCAGCCACAGUGCAUAGUUUGUGUAAACUAUGUGUUGAGUGGAAUUGUUCAGAAGGACUUGAUUUUUUCCCUUGGACAAACUGAGUGUAUGCUGAAACCAGUGGAUUCUCCUGAUAUGAAAAUGACCAAAAUAUUCAGCAAAGAUGACUUGGAAGAUACCAACAGCCUAUUUGAAAAACUUAAGCAGGAACCAGAUGCUUUAACUGUGCUGGCCCCAGCUGCUGGAGACACAAUUAUCUCUCUAGAUUUCAGCAGUAAUGAGUCUGAUGAACAACAAUGUGAUGAAGUUCCUUUGUAUAACGAUGUAAUGCUCCCCUCAUCCAGUGAGAAAUUGCAGAAUAUAAAUAUGGCAAUGUCCCCACUACCUGCUUCUGAAACUACAAAGCCACUUCGUAGCAAUGCUGAUCCUGCACUCAAUAGAGAAGUUGUAUCAAAGCUGGAGCCAAACACAGAGCCGCUUGAACUUUCUUUUACCAUGCCUCAAGUGCAAGAGCAACCAACCAGCCCUUCUGAUGCAAGUACCAGCCAAAGUUCACCUGAGCCCAGUAGUCCCAACAACUACUGCUUUGAUGUGGAUAAUGAUAUGGCUAAUGAAUUCAAACUGGAAUUAGUGGAGAAACUCUUUGCAAUAGAUACUGAAGCAAAAAAUCCAUUCUCUACUCAGGAAACUGAUUUAGAUCUAGAGAUGUUGGCUCCUUAUAUCCCAAUGGAUGAUGACUUCCAGUUGCGAUCCUUUGAUCAGCUGUCUCCACUGGAAAGCAGUUCUUCUGGCUCUCAGAACGCAGCCACCAUUACCUUAUUUCAGCAGACUCAGACACCAUCAAGUACUGCUGAUGAAAUAAAGCCAGUGUCGGAACGUGUGGAUGAUGUGAAGUCGCUAAUUGUUCCUUCAUCUCCUGUUCACAUAAUCAGUGAAACGAGUAGUGCCCCAGGAUCCCCUUACAGUGGGAACAGGAGUCGAACUGCAUCUCCAAUCAGAGCAGGAAAAGGAACAUCGGAUCAGACAGAAAAACCUUGUCCUGGAGCACCCAGUUUGCUAACAGUCACUCUGAAUAAAAGAUCUACUGCAAUGGAUGAAGAACUAAAUCCAAAGAUGCUAGCUUUGCAUAAUGCUCAGAGAAAACGAAAAAUGGAACAUGAUGGUUCACUUUUUCAGGCAGUUGGAAUUGGGUCUUUAUUUCAGCAGACAGGUGACCGUGGAGGAAAUGCAUCACUUGCUUGGAAACGUGUGAAGGGAUGCAAAACAAAUGGUCAUAAUGGAGUGGAGCAAAAGACAAUCAUUCUACUAUCAACUGACAUAGCAAGUAAACUUCUAGGGCAGUCGAUGGAUGAAAGUGGGCUACCCCAACUCACGAGUUACGAUUGUGAAGUAAACGCUCCCAUACAAGGCAACAGAAACCUGCUACAGGGUGAAGAACUGCUCAGAGCUCUGGAUCAAGUUAACUGAGCUUUCACAAUACUUGUUCCUUUUUUUGGACACUGGUGAAUCAUCACCUAAAGCAGUCUAUUUAUAUUUUCUAUAUCUGAUUUUAGAAGCCUGGCUACAGUACUGCACUAAUUCAGUUAGUUCAGUUUUGAUCCCCUUUCUACUUACUUUGACAGUCUUUUUAAUAUGUUCUUUAUGUAACAAUAACUCAAAACUAUAGUGCGUUUUUAUAAUUCUUUGGUACAUACACUUUUAAGUCCAUUACAUUUAAAACACUCUUGCAAUAGCAGCUUUGAAAUAUGCACCUGAUCUAAAAAAAUAUAUUUAUUUUUUGGCUGGGGAGUUGGUCACCAAAACUUAGUAGUAAAAUGUCAACACAGGAAAAACUGGCAGUACUUCCACCCUGCUUUUCAUAGGUAGUUGGAAGACUUGUGUUCUCUUACUCUUUAUGUUCAAAUAAGUUUUUUAUUUUAAUAGUUUUUAUAAGAUACAACAAUGCUUUGCAGCAGUGCAUUGUAGCCACAAUCGCACAAUAUAUUUUCUUAAAAAAUACCAGCAGUUCCUCAUGCAAUAUAUUCUGCAUUUAUAAAAACUAGUUUUUAAGAAGAAUCCUCUUUUGUUUGCCUAUGAAAUUGUAUUUAAACCUGGAUUAUGUCAUUAUUUUAGUCAUGUUGUAAUAUAAAAUGUUCUUAAAUGCUGUCUUAUGCUUUUGACUUAAAUGAGCGUGGUUAGUCAAAGGAAAGGCUUUAUCUGGAAAGGGCUAGCAGCAUUUUAUUUGGAUUUGUUCUCAAUUUAGGAAAGUUUGAUGUUAUUAAAGUAGUCAUUUUGCCAGCUUAAAAAAAAAAAAUCCCCUGCCUGUAGCUGUUGAAGUUAAUGCUAAUACUGUGUAUGAUCUUAAAUCUAAAUGUUCAGCUUACCCUGUGUGGUAUAGGUGAUAUUUCAAGCAGAUUGUAAAACAUCUUGCAUUGUUAGCAAAGUUUUAUCUAGUACAUCAUUGAGUUGCUCAAUAUUUUGAUGUUUUGGUUUUAUGCACCUUGUUGCUAUUAACAUCCAUAUGUUUUCAUGUAGAUUUCAGUAACUUGAAUAUAUUUAGCAGCCUUUUUAUUUAGAAAUACAUAGUUGUCACAAACAUCUUAAUUUCCUAUAUGUACUGUACAAAACCUUCAUUCACUCAUUCUUUUGCUCUUUGUGGUUGGAUCUAACACUAACUGUAUUGUUUUCUUACAUCAAUAAACUAUAUGUGGACCAGG
Messenger RNA from Pezoporus flaviventris, 3881 nucleotides. It is a transcript of the gene HIF1A, whose product is annotated as hypoxia inducible factor 1 subunit alpha. The coding region runs from base 217 to 2652 and encodes 811 amino acids. The record is from RefSeq and is a predicted model, not a curated record. The transcript is spliced from 15 exons. Gene Ontology annotation, molecular function: protein dimerization activity; DNA-binding transcription factor activity, RNA polymerase II-specific; RNA polymerase II transcription regulatory region sequence-specific DNA binding. Gene Ontology annotation, biological process: regulation of transcription by RNA polymerase II; cellular response to hypoxia. NCBI's taxonomy places the organism in Eukaryota, Metazoa, Chordata, Aves, Psittaciformes, Psittacidae. Gene Ontology annotation, cellular component: nucleus.